This is a messenger RNA of Rubroshorea leprosula, 3430 nucleotides long. NCBI's taxonomy places the organism in Eukaryota, Viridiplantae, Streptophyta, Magnoliopsida, Malvales, Dipterocarpaceae. The record is from the annotation of a GenBank genome assembly.
CACCAACCCAUUAAACGACAUCGUCCAUACGUGACAGAUAGGCGCCGAGUAAAAUCCAAACAUUUUUGAGGGCAUUUUCAGAACUCAAAAAUCCCCACAUGGUAAGCCCCCGCAAUUUCCUACGAGCUUCCUGCGAAUCAUCGCCACAGACGCGAUCAGAGCCGUUCAUCAUCCAAAAUCCCCAAUCUCGAAACCCUAUCAUAUUACUCCACCGCCCUUCUUAUUUUUCAUAAAUAAGAUUCAUCUUCCGCGUUCCCCUUCCCUCUCUUUCUCUCCCAUAUUUCCCUCACAAAAGUCCCGCCCGCAUCUCUGCAACCCCCGGAUUCGUUCAUUCAAAAUCUCUUUCUUUUUCAUUUUCUUGAUUCCAGACCCAACCAAAUCUUCUUCCUUUUUAGGAUAUGGAGAGAGUGGCACCGUCGUCGUCGCCGUUGUCGGAAGUGGCGUCUUAUGAUAGCUGGGACGAGGUGAAUGUUUCGUGCGACAAAGGCUGGAGGGAGGUUCGUUAUUAUUUGAAUAGGAAAGAUGGAGGCUCAGAUCUGGUGAUAAUAGGCAAAGAAAAGAGCUUGAGGCAUAUGAGGUAUCGAUUCGCUAUUAGAAACGCCCCUCUUUUCGCUUCUUGGAUGGCCCUUGGGAAGCUCAGGUCCCGUAGGGAGGUCAUUGAUUGGCUCAACUCAGUUGUUUCAGAUUCAUCUCCUCCUAAACACUCCCAAGAAGCUGGUGGAUUUUCUAGUGCCAGAUACACUAGUAAUUUGGACCUUGAAUGUUUCAAGGACCUUCAAUCAAGGAAGCUGGGCAAAUAUACUAGAGAAUUUUCAUGGUUAGGUUCUCCACGGACUGGACGAAGAAGACGGAAUCAUUAUUUGUCUUUCCGACGGAAUGGUGUUGAAAUUUCAGUUAAUGAUUUUGUGUAUGUCUUAGCUGAGGCAGAUAAACGGCUUGUUGCUUAUCUUGAAGAUAUGUAUGAGGACUCCAGAGGAAACAAGAUGGUUGUGGUACGAUGGUUUCACAAAAUUGAUGAGGUUGGUAUUGUUUUGCCUCACAAUUUUAAUGACAGAGAGAUUUUCUUUUCUCUUUGUCUUCAAGAUCUCUGCAUCGAAUGCAUAGAUGGAUUGGCUGCUGUCCUCAGUCCCCAGCAUUUCAAGAAAUUUUCAAACUUGGCAAUUCAUUCUCAGUUGGAGCCAUUUAUGUGCAACAAGCUGUUUGAAAAUGAUUAUGUCAAGCCCUUCGACAUAACCAAGGUUAAGGGUUACUGGAAACAAGAUCUUGUUAGAUAUUUGUCAGCUGCGUCUCCUUUGAAUGGUACCUUGAUUUUUCAGCGAAAUGCUGAUGACCAGAAAGCAGAUGUGAAGACCAAUGAUGAUGUCUUAAUUAGACCUAGGAAGAAGCGUUGUCUGUCAAAAGAUGAUGAUAUAUGCAUGCAUAACCUUAAGAGGAAUGGGUUGGUAGAUGCAGCAUGUGCAGAUGAACAAAAUCUUAGUAACAGUGUGAUUGAUUGCAAAACAGGAAUGGAUGUAUGCAGACAAAAGAGACCAGGGUCUCCCUCAUUAUCCCCUGACGAGGCAAAGCAGAAUUCUUCUCAGUAUUUGAAAGUAGGUUCUCAAGUUGAAGUAUUCUCUCAGGAUAGUGGCCUUAGAGGGUGUUGGUUUAGAGCUUUGAUAAUUAAGAAGCACAAAAAUAAGGUGAAGGUUCGAUAUCAAGAUAUUCAAGAUGCAGCUGAUGAAGCUAAUAAGUUAGAGGAAUGGAUUUUGGCUUCCAGGGUUGCCAAUCCUGAUCAGUUGGGAAUCAGGGUUUGUGGAAGGACAACUGUUCGACCUUCACCAUUGCUGAACCAGGGCAGGGUUUCAUUGAUUGUUGAUGUUGGAACUGUUGUGGAUGCUUGGUGGCAUGAUGGAUGGUGGGAAGGCAUUGUAGUUAAGAAGUUUGCUGAAGACAAACUUCAUGUUUAUUUUCCAGGAGAAAAUCAGGAAGCAGUCGUUGGGCAUGGUGAUGUGAGACAUUCUCAAGACUGGGUGGGGAAUGGGUGGAUUUUUAUAAAGGAGAGGCCUGAUCUAGUGAACACCAUUCUCACUCACAUGGGUAAAAGUCAAGAUGUGGAGAAAUCAUUUGUUUGCGACUCUGUCCAAACUGCAAUUUGUGGCAGCACACAGAUCAAGCAAGAUGAUCCUAGAUGUAAUGAUUCUAAUUUGGAUUCCAGAAACGAUGGUGCAACAAACUCACUGCAGGUUCUGGAUCUAUCAAAAGAUUUACUUUCCCAGUUGAAAUGGAAAUCAUCGAGGAAGAGAACCCGUGUAGGUGGGUUCUCUGUCCAGAAGCUGAAUUGCAGUGAUAAUCACAGUAAAAGCACAAAAAAGGCUAUGGAGUCUCUCGCCACAUGUGAAAUAUCUUUGAUUUCUACUCCCUUAAAAGUUGACCAUGAGAACUGCAAAUAUGUAGGUGACUCACUAUUCAAUUCUUCAGUUGUGCCUCCUCUAACAAGCUUGGUUAUGUCUAGGUGAAUCAUCCUCUUACCCUUUGGGAUGCCAAGUUGUUGAUAUUUGUUGGCAAGUUUCUGCCUCUUCUUUUUUACCAGAGGUACAUAUCAUAUUGUGGUGCAUCUACUUGAUGCAGCAGCUCUUCUGAGGCAUCUGAAUUAGGCAGGUAGUCUAACACAGAAAUCAUGGCAUCCAAUUACUUCUGUAUUUAAAUGUAACAUUAACCUUUGGGCUGGGAGUCAAGUUUCAGUCAGCAAUUUUGGGUGCAGUAGGGUAACCCUUUAGAUCCCUGACCUUUAUCUAGGUUUGUGGAAGAAUCUCUGCUUCAUGUAAUUUGUAUAAUGGUUUUUUCACAAUAAAAAGUUAUAUUUUAAUUUCUUGCAAUGUUUUUAUUUCUGUUAAAAAUUAAUUAAUUGGUCACAUCUUCUAGAUUAUGAAUUGCUUGUUUGUGCAUGUUGUAUGAUAUUUCAUCUUGCGUUCUCCGGUGUUAUUUGUUUCUGUUAGCAGCAACAGCGAAGUUGGUUGUUGGGAAUGCAUUUGAAUUGUGGGCAGGCUUUCCCUGCGCUCCUAAAUGUCAUUUUCUGUGCCGAUAAUUGGAAAGAACGCAGGUGGUUCCCACUUUCAGGGGAGGAUCCAAAAUUCCAAAUUCUGCAUGACUUUAAACAAACACUGGCGGGGCCAUUCGGUUCUAAUGUUGAUGUUGUAAUUUAGUAGCUUAAUCCCUUAUUUCCUGGCCAUUUCCUUCCCUAUGACGUCAUUGUAUUAGGUGAUCAACGCGCUGGCAUUCGCUUGGCGUUGCAGAAACUAGAAGAUUUGCUGAUUUAUCCAGGAUUUCCCUCCAGGGUACAUCGCCAGAUCAACUCCAAAUCAAUUCUAUCGACUUGAAGCUUUCUGGAUAUGAAGAUUUCCCUUACGUUUCAACAAAUAUACUGUGUGUAGGUGACACAUUCUAGAAAUGA